GGCCAAUGUGAGUGUUUCGGUUUCAGAAGCAGGAUUUCUCACUUUUUACGGCGCUUAAAUAUUGUUUUUGAAAUGAAGAAAGCAGUCAUUGCAUGCUGUCUUAAUUAAAACAGUACUGGAUAUAUGUACAUUAUCUAGUCACUGGCAAUGGGAGACAGUUCAUUCAAUGGAAGACCAACCUGGUCUUCUGCACCAGGUCAUAUACCAUACCCACAAAUGCCAAUAACAAGCAACCCACAGAUGGAUCCAAGGUUCAACUUCCAGAUGAGGCCUGGAGCCAUGAAUGGGUACCCUGUCAUGCCUCCACCGAUGUCCACACCCAUGAGUGGAAGCUUCCCUAUGUGGGACAUGGAGGUUCCCAGCCAGAUGUUCAUGCAGGCCAUGAACUUUGAUCGGUUGAUGGCAGGUCAAAAUGCAGCCAAUCAGAUGGUCAACACAAGCAGAGCUAGCGAGGAAAUGCCAGGACAAGGGGACACAGGUCGAGAAAUGAUAGAGCAGCAGCAAGCUGCUGAACAGGCACGCUUGUUACAGCGGUUCAAGGAACUGCGGAGCUGGCAACAACAGCAGCAGGAGAUACUCAUGUCCCAGCAGCACCAGCAGCUUUCUAUCCUGAAGAAGGAGCAGGAACGCAUGCAGAGUCUAAUCACAAAUCAGAAUCACCCUGGUGCAGGUAAUCAUCCCAGUGACAUGGCCACACCCCCACGGCGAAAUCUGCCACCCGGUACUGACGUCAGACAGCUCAUGGGCAUGACACAGCAACAACUGUCACAACAGCAACAACUGUCACAACAGCAACAACUGUCACAACAGCAACAACUAUCAAAACUGCAACAAUCAAAUGGGUCCCUACCAAAGCCAGUGAUUUAUGUGCAACCAAAAGAGGAUGAUGACGAGAUAAAGACUAACCCGGACCUAUUCAGUGACACAAACUCCAACCGUGGCAGCCAGGCAACUGUGGAGGAUGGCAUGUUCCCGAUACCAGACUCUGCCUCUGAGGCCAGUGAUAUAGGGUUCAUCAGGCAGCCAGCGAACCCUGUACAGUACAGACCAAGGUUCAACAAACAUGAGCUGGACGCACCGAAGAAGAUGCACCGGUCGAUGUCAGAGCUAGAGGCUGACACAGAGUUCCUCAACCUGUCCUCUCAGUCCCCCACCUUCCUAGACAUGCACAACCCCGUACAGUCCAGGCCGGCAGGAUCUGAGAUUGCUGAGGAAGAUGAGCACACAGAAGAGGGUGACAGCCAGUCGAGUGAUGAUGAUGACAGUGAUGAUGACAACAACACCGAUGAUGAUGAUGAGAGUGAGGAAGAAGACCAAGAGGACACACAGAUUGAGGUGCAUGCAGCUGUCAACCCUGAUGAGGUUCCCAUAAAACCAGGGAUCAAGGGCGGCAAAACGUUUGAGGAGCUUCUGGAAGAACAGCUCCGAGCGGAGGAAGAGAGGCUGAAGCAGUCAGAGAUUGCAGCCGACUCCCCAGUACAGAAAAAGAGGACAUUCCUAAAGAAGGGACAAGGGAUAGCUAGGUAUGAACAGAGGCCUAAAAAACGUGCACCCAGGCCAAGGAAACCUGGCGCUAGUUCAACUGCUAUGUCCACCAGCACCCAUAAAACAACAGAAGCAGCUAACAGUGCUAAGACAGGUGGAAAGGUAACGAGCAAGCCUCCAAGUCAAAGUAAAUCAACGGCAAGUCAGAAACAAGCUGCUCAGAAUGGCAAACAACAGAAGGCAGAUUCUUCGAACAAGACACAGGCUGGCAAACAACAGAAACAGGAGAAGAGGGCUGGUUCAAAAGCCCCGGAGAAGCCUGGUAAGCCCCCGUCUGAGCCGUGUAACCAGGAGAUACGACCACACAAGGCAGAAUCUAUCCCAGACGACGCCUCCUUUGUAGCCGGCAUGCACUGGAGGCAGAAGGAAUCUGAGCAAGACCUGGUUGACCUUGAUGAGUUUGAGAUCUUGGAGCAGUUUGCUGACAACAUGUCCUUCUGUAGUAACUCCUCCAUUGUCACUCGUGGACUGCGUGGGCUACAGUCAGACCGCAUCCUGCCGGGUGUUCAGCCCAAGGCGCAGGAAGUAGGCCGACCUGUCAGUCCCAGGGCUGCACUGAUCAGGAAACUUGAGCAGGAGGCCAGCCAAAAAUCCCAGCAGCAAGAUAAACAACAUCUCGUCCGGCACUCUAACAAGCCUCCCUCUGAAAACACCAAACCACACACAGACAGUGCUAAACACAAACAGGCAAAGAGGAAGGAGGCACCAGGUAGAUUCAAGCCUAUAAUGGAGGAGGGUGGCUCGAAGACAGCUAAAGAGCAUGAGAGUGAGAGUGACACUGAAGAAGGUUCUGAUAGUGAUAGUGUUAAGGAUUAUAAGGUGCACACAUCAAAGUCCAAAUCUAGUCAUUCCGAUAUGCUGCACAGUGAGGCAAACAGCAGGUCUGACCACAAGCAUAGGUUGGACACAAGUGUUCAUGAAUAUAUGGAAAGAAGUAAAAAUGAUUCAGUGUGUUCAACAGACAAAAAACUUGUCAGAGUGCUAAGCUACACUGCAAUGACAGAAACAAGUAGCGCUUCUCAGGCGUCAGGAUCGGAACAAGAUCUGGAUUCAAACAGUGACUCAAGUGAGUCAGAUGAAGAGUCAGAUGAGGAUUAUAUUGUGGAGGAAACUCCGACCAAAAUAGUGACUCGUAAAGUUGCAGGAAGAAAUGAUUUUAUAAAUCCUACACAAACUUCAGCAAACACAGACUUCUUAGGCCCUGGUAACAGUGCCUAUAUUCCAGGUGCAAAAUCACCUCUUGUGAUCUCAAAAGAAAAGAUUGACUCAGGUCCUAAAAACCCUCUCCUUAAGGUUAAGGAUGAUACAAAGUUUUCUUACCAUUCAGACUCAGAUUCAGUUGGUAACAAGAAAAACACCAGUUUCAGUGAUAGUGAUGAUACUGAGGAAGAGAAACCAGUCAAGUCAAACAAAGGAGGCUACGGAGAGAAGAAGACACUUCAGUUUGACGAUGAUGAUGAGUGGAGUGACCUCACACCUAAGCAUGACAGGUCUGGGAGAUCUAGACUGGUUGAUGGGGAGAAAGACCAUGACAAGACUCUGGUGGAAGAACCUGACAAACCAGUCAAACAUACAGAAGACACUCCACCCACCUCCAAGCUGGUAACAAAGUUGUUCCCCCAACUCAAACCACCCCAGGCUAAACAGGAAGAACAGACCCUACAGAAAGUGCAGGCAGCCAGCCAGGCCAGCAGUGGUGAGGGGAUUCAGUCUAAAGUCCUCCGAGACAAACUCAUUGAGCUUGAGAGAGAGAUUGAAAAGUUCCGCAACGAAAAUGCCCACCUGGCCAAGCUUAGGACAGAGAGAGAAGAGGGUCUGACUAAGCUGAAAAAGGAGAUUGGGGAGUUUGAGAGAGAGAAAGCUGCAGAGUUGAGGCGGAUUGAGGAGUUCCGUACUGAAGAGAUGAAGAAACUCAAACAUGAGCGUAAGAUGUUUGACAAGUACCAGAAGGCAGCAAGGGCAGGGCCAGACAAGAAAGAGAGGGAGGAGAUAGAAAACCUCCGUAUGCAGCUCACCGAGCUACAGGAGGAGCUAAAGAGGAAGGAGUCCCGGUGGACGUCGACCACGUCCCGACUGCGGGACAAGAUGGAGGCCGUGGAGCACGAGAAUGAGGAACUGAAGGAGGAGGUGAAACUCCUUGAGAGGAAACGUCUCGAGUGGAUGGCCAGAGAUGAUAAGAAUAAGGGCAAGAUGAACAAUCUGCGAAGCAGUACUCCUACUGAUGAGGGCUUGAAAAACCAUGUGGACCACCUCACAAAUGGAGGACCUGAAUAUGGAGGGGGGGAACUCAAUGAUUUAUCAGCACUAUCAUCAGUGAGGACAGGUGUACAAAAGACCCAACCAGCUCAUUCCAAGGCAAAUAUUCGCUCAUCUUUUCCUCCAUCCCAAAUGUCACACUCCUCUCACACUUCAGGUUACAAUUCACACUCAUCCUCACACAAUUCACACUCAUCCUCACACAAUUCAUACUCUUCUUCAUACAGUACUCACCCCUCAUCUCACACACAUAGUGCUCAAUCUACACAUGGCCAUCAAACUACUCACACAACCACACAUGGGAAAUUGUCCAAUGUGAACCAGUCAACAAAGACCAAUACAGCAACAAAAGGCAAUCAGUCUAACAAGAAGAUUACCCACAAUGCAAAACAUGGUCAUGCUACUCAGGGAUUGUCUCAAAAUGCAGGAAAAGCAAACAAACCAGCGGGCAAAGUUGGAAAUGUGAAGGGAGAUCCAAAGAAUGUUCUGCGUAAUUCUUACGGUGAAGAUGUACCGAGGCAGGAACUUGGCCCAUCAGCUGCCCCACAAGAAGUAAGCAUGUAUUCUGAGGGAGACAGUGAGGCUCCUGCACCAGGGCCCUCCAACCUGCACCAGGGAGACAGUCAGGUCGCCAACCGCGGGUCCACCAAUAUGCCUCGAAAGUUUGCCACCAGACAGUAUGGUGUAGACAGGUCUGUCAUAGACAAAGGUGACCACAAUGAAUAUGAUGAAAUACAGCACAGCGAUGGCAAGAUUGAAAGGACUUAUCGUAGCGGAGCUCGAGAAAUACUCUUCACCAAUGGCACAAAGAAGGAGAUAUCAUCUGACGGAAGGUCCAUUAUUGUGUCAUUCUUCAACGGAGAUGUGAAGCAAAUCAUGCAUGACCAGAGGGUGGUUUACUACUAUGCUGAGAACAAAACUACACACACAACAUACCCUGAUGGUUUGGAAAUACUGCAAUUUCCAAAUGAGCAAACAGAGAAGCUGUACCCAGAUGGUACCAAGGAGAUCACAUUCCCUGACCAGACUGUCAAAUACAUCUUUCCAAAUGGCUCUGAGGAGAGUAUUUUCCCGGACGGCACAGUGAUACGACUGGAGAAGAACGGGAAUAAAACUAUGGAGUUCCCGAAUGGGCAGCGGGAAAUACACACACAGGAGUACAAGAGUCGGGAAUACCCAGACGGCACAGUUAAGACGGUUUACCCGGACGGGCGCCAGGAGACGCGUUACUCAAAUGGGAGAUUAAGGGUGAAGGACAAGGAUGGCAAUAUCGUGGUGGACAGGCUGUGCUGAAAACUACUAAAAUGGGAAUUUCUUUGAUAUAGUGUCUUAGCUAUUCUAAAUGGACAGAGAUAUAUUUUGCCUAGUCUUGUCUGUAUCUCAGUUAGCUUUCUACAAUUGAUAAUGCUGUUUCCUUAAUCCUGAGUUCUGUAUUUAUUUAUAAGCAAAUUGAUUUACUGGUCAGAGAAAUCAUUUAUUUAUAUUUGAACAAAAGAUUACAGUUAAGUUUGUAAGACUAUUUUCAUAGUUGAAUUGAGAAUUUGAUUUAUGAUUAUGUUCAACAUUUUAAAAAAGCUAUUUAUCAGUGUUAAGUAUUCACUUAAUAUUAACUUAAUCUUAUUUGGUUUGUAAAAUAAAAAGUGUAAUGUACACAAAGUAUAGCUCUGGAGGCAUUUAAAUUGUUUACAGAAACAGUUGAAAGAUGACAAGCUUUGUCAGUAAGCAACAUCGACAUGCCAUAGGUACUGAUUACCAGUUCUUCACAACAGUGGUCGGGAAGUAUCAAUCAGUUUAAAAGUUAAACCUAAAAUAUACUGAGUUACACACUAUAUUGUUCAUUCAAUGAACUUUUAGUUCUGAAUAAGAUUGUACCUUAUUUGUAACAUUUGUUACUCAAAUACAGGAUAUUUUGAUAAAGGGCCCAUUACAGUAUGCUUUCUCAUGAAUGAUACUUCAUGUUUGGUGUCAAGUCAAAUGUUUUGUUGAAGGGUUGUAUGAUUAUUUUCGUACUGGUAGCUUGAAUGCCAGAAGAUUCCAGACUUUUCUUUCCUAAAUAUUUAAACGUUGCUUGCUACCUUAGUAUUAAAUCCAUGCUUUAUUGUUAAAACACUUUGUUUGAACCUGACUGAGCAACGUUAAAAACUGAUUUUGAUUUAUUCAUAUUUUAUUGCAUACAAACAAGUUUACAUAAUACAUUAACACAUUCUGAUGCAAAUAUUUCAGUUUAUAUAUAUAUAAGUUAGAAAUCAGCCCUCCCUGUUUUGUCAGACUUAUAUCAACAAAAAGAAAUAGCAUAAGGAUUUAUAAAUUAUCACUAUGAUAUAAACUGCUACCUUUAGAAAAUCCUUGUGUAAAAAAGUUGUAUUAAAACGGACUGAGUUCAAUUGAGAUAUGGAAAAAGAAAAAAAAGAAAAAGUUUGUCGCCAUAACCCCCUUUUUAAUUUUCACCGGAAAGACAGCAAUAACAACUGUAUAGAAGUCAUGCUUUUUUACAAGAUCAUAUAUUAUUUACACGUUUUGUAUUUUCUAUAUCAUGAAGCUUAUUCAAAAUGAUUUAAAGGUACAUUUGUGUUAAGCGUUUCGAUUCAGUGUUAAUCGCUUUAGUUACGUUUUGAGGUUGCCUGUUAGGUAUUAGUUACAUGUCUUAAUUCUGAUCGAAAGCAGUCGUGCAGAAAAAGACAUAUAUAUAUUAUUCAAAUGUUGUUCAAUUUCAAAGUGUUCUUCAUUUAUAUAAAUUGGAAAUUUACAAAUAUUUAGUCUAGAGAAAAUAUUUUAAGUACAUGAAAUAUUUAAAUGUUUAAACAUGUUUUCUGAAACAGAACCGACCCAACAAUCCUUUAUCAUGUGAUAUCAGGGGUGUGCCAGUAUUGGGUGUGUGCCAUUCUCAUAUAUUUUGCAAAAGCCUCUUCUCCCUGGAGACAUAUUGAUUGAUGUUUGAUGUCUUUGCCUGUGCAUGCAUUUGUAUUUCAAAUACAUUAUGGUAUAUUAAAGACAGUGUUAACAUAUUCUAAUUAGAAUGAAUUGUCAAUGUAUUGUUCCUUGCCAGUUUUUGUGCUAAUUAUUGUUUGUUUAAUAAUGUAAUUGUUAAGGGACUGAAAUAUUGUACAAUAUAUUUGUUAAUUACACAUAGAAUGCAAGUUAGUAAUUUUAUUUGUAUACAAUUUUUCCCAAGGCAGUUCUAGAGUAUGACUUAUCUGUGAUAAUAUACUGAUCGGGAAUUUUUAACUUUGUAGAAUAAAUAUGAAAUAUU
Mya arenaria is the source of this 7051-nucleotide messenger RNA. Its product is annotated as centromere protein J-like. Gene Ontology annotation, molecular function: tubulin binding. Gene Ontology annotation, biological process: centriole elongation; cilium assembly. The record is from RefSeq and is a predicted model, not a curated record. Bases 148 to 5094 code for a protein of 1648 amino acids. NCBI's taxonomy places the organism in Eukaryota, Metazoa, Mollusca, Bivalvia, Myida, Myidae. The transcript has 25 exons. Gene Ontology annotation, cellular component: centriole; centrosome; nucleus.